AUUAUAUUUCACACAUAUAUAUAUAAUGAUUACGAGUCAAUACAUUUAUUUUAUUCAACAGUCUUUUUCUUAUGAUUAUUUGAAGUGAUUUUAUUACUCGUCUAUUUCCGCAUAUUUUGAUGACGAAAGUUGGGGCCACCAUUUUGGAUUUGUGACGGAGUCAACAAAAUCUGGGUGGAACUAUAAACUACGAAAUUUUGCUCUGAUUAGGGGUCUUCCAUUAACCUUAUCAAAAUGGAUCGGUCGGGAGGACUCGUACAAAGACGUAACGUGAGUUCUCAUAACCAGACAAUCACAAACAAUGACCCUGAGAAGGAUCAAGUUCUGCCCGAAGAGGAAGAUGAUCACGAUUCCAAGGAAACUAGACUCACUUUGAUGGAAGAAGUAUUGCUUCUUGGUCUUAAGGACAGAGAGGGAUAUACGUCAUUUUGGAAUGACUGCAUAUCAUCAGGUCUAAGAGGCUGUAUUCUCAUAGAACUGGCCAUAAGAGGAAGAUGUGAGUUAGAAAAAACAGGUAUGCGUCGUCGCAGUUUGCUGUCCCGUAAGGUGAUAUGUAAAUCAGAUUCACCGACAGGAGAUGUCCUUAUAGACGAGGCUCUCAAACACAUAAAAGAAACUGAUCCCCCAGAAUCUGUGCAAGGUUGGAUAGAAUAUUUGAGUGGAGAGACAUGGAACCCUUUGAAAUUAAGAUACCAACUACGAAAUGUGAGAGAACGGCUCGCCAAAAAUCUUGCUGAAAAAGGAGUAUGUACAACAGAAAAACAAAAUUUCCUGCUUUUUGAUAUGACAACACACCCUUUGACUGAUUCCACAAUAAAGCAGAAAUUAGUGAAAAGGGUCCAGGACUCUGUUUUGAGUAGGUGGACCAAUAGUGCUCAGAGGAUGGACAAACGUACCCUUUCAUUGAUAUAUCUAGCACAUGCUUCAGAUGUGUUAGAAAAUGCUUUUGCGCCAUUAUCAGACGACGAUUAUGAAGUUGCAAUGAAGAGGGUGCGUGAGUUAUUGGAUUUGGAGCUAGAUCAGGAGGCCAUGAAAGAUGGCGCUAAUGAGCUCAUGUGGGCUGUGAUUGCAGCAUUCAUCAAAUAGGAUUAACACACAUAUACAAACAUACAGUAUAAGAUACAUGCAGAGUUGGUGGUGUAAACAUCAUGACUAAAUUUAUUUUGGGGUAGGGAACAUGCUUUGCCUCAGUCAGAUGGGCUGUCGAUGGUGGACUUAAAAAAAGCAAAACGCUUUUUUUAUUAUAUGCAGUAAACGCGAGCACAAUUGGAAACAAUUCAAUGUGCUUGUGUUCAUCAUACAGACAGUGCACAAAGGGGUGUGAAACAUUUCUCAUUAAGACAGGGGUAUUCUGAACAAUUUGGCCCUUCUGUUAGCUAUUAGGCACAAUGAAAGUUAUAUCUGCUUUUCAGUCUGGUAUCUGCUUUUCUCUGAUAAGUUUGAUCUCUUCAUUUGACACAUGUGACAGUAUAUUACAGGAUGAUUUUUAAAAAUGACCGCAUUAUCAUCAAUAGCAGCGUUUUGAGUUACCGGAUUUGGUGUGUCAAGUUACAUGAUUUAAAAAAGUAUUUGCUGUCUUGUGUGUAUGCCCUAUGAUGAUUUUUAUGUAACAUUUUUGAAAGUUAUAAGGGUUAAAUUGAACCUUCUGCUAUCCUUGGAUUUGAUUAGUAAGCUAAUUUAAUUAUUGACCUUUCCAAACUGCCAUUUGUUUUUAAAUUUUCCACCUGUAUCUAUUGAUUUAGAUUUUGACUGAUAACAAAAUGCAGGUAAUUUUUUCACAGGGCAAAUAAUUCAGUACUGAUACAGGUAACUUUAAGGCAU
Molecule: messenger RNA, 1821 nt
Organism: Owenia fusiformis
Lineage: Eukaryota; Metazoa; Annelida; Polychaeta; Sabellida; Oweniidae
Source: the annotation of a GenBank genome assembly